AUGGUCCCAUCCUGCCCAGGGCUCCGGCAGGUGCUGCGGCUCCGGCUUCUCCCCAGGGCGCUCUGCUGCGCUGUCCUGCUGCUCCUGGUCGCCGCGGUGCUGAGCAGAGGCAAGAGGUGCAGCAUCGCCAAGAUCCUGCGGCAGUACCGCGCCGUCAUCUUCCACGAGAUCCAGAACCUGAAAAACCUGAGCGGAUCAGCGGACAGGAGCAGCCGAGCCGGGCCGGCCUGCCGCUCGGACAAGGACCAGAAGAUCCUGCUGUCCAUCUACAACAUCAGCAUGUCCCUGCGGGACGUGGCGGCCGGCACCCUGCGAGGCCCCGAGGAGGUGGCGGUGUGGAAGGUGGCCAGAAACACCGAGUUCGCCCUUAGGCAGAACUGCCGGAAAAUCAGCCAGAGCCUGCCGCCGGCCCCGGCACAGCCCCGGCGCGGAGGGCCCGGCCGCCGGAGGAAGCAGCUGAAGGAGCUGGCGCGGAAGGCGGAGAGGCUGGCGACGUGCUGGGAGAAGCUCUACGCGCUCCGCUCCCCCGGCCGGGACCCCCGGGGCUCGUAGCUCCCGCCGGGGAGCCCGAUGCCCCUCUGCUUUCCUGGCUGCUGGUGUCUCGUUCCCGAAUCUGGGGCACGUUCAACUCCGGGCUCGGCCGAGUCGGUGCCGGCGGGUGCCAGAGCUGAAUUCGGCCUCUCGGUCCAAGCGGUGCCCGGGGACCCGGCCCGCUCCCGGGUGCUGGGUGCCAGCAGCCUCCUUCCCGGUACGAUGGCUGCAGCAGCUGCCUGGAAAACCAGAAACUUGGGGAAGAGGAGGGGGACGGGCUGGAAGAAGGAAGAGACAUUAAUUUCCGUGGUGCUCCUGUCCCUGGUUACGCAUCGCCCGCCGCUUUCUUGGGGCUGGUGGUCGCUUUUCGGAGCCCCAGGAGGAGGAUUUGGGUCUCUGCUCGGAGAUUGCUGUGGGAGCUGCACUGCUGCAUCGCUACGAGUCUCUGCUAGGGGCCUGCAUGCAUGGACAAGCGUCCCUCGUGCGUGACUGUGGCCCUGAGCCGGGCAGAGCAGCAUCACCCCCAAGGUCCGGGGUGACCUGGAUGCAGGACUGGGCACCCGGGAUGCAACCCGGAGCCCCCGGCUGCCUGGUGAGGGCAAAUCAGCAGCAGAAAGGGAGGAUCCGUGGCAAAACCUCCACGUGCCGGGUGGA
Messenger RNA from Dromaius novaehollandiae (emu), 1185 nucleotides. It is a transcript of the gene C16H20orf204, whose product is annotated as chromosome 16 C20orf204 homolog. NCBI's taxonomy places the organism in Eukaryota, Metazoa, Chordata, Aves, Casuariiformes, Dromaiidae. The record is from RefSeq and is a predicted model, not a curated record. Bases 1 to 552 code for a protein of 183 amino acids. The transcript is spliced from 5 exons.